AUGGCUGCAGGGCUUGAGCUCGGUGCAAAGGGUUCAGGUUCGGGUUCGGGUUCAGCACCACAAACCGGGAUGAACCGCGGAGUUGCCGUGCUCGACUUCAUCCUUAGGCUCGUAGCUAUUGUAGCGACUCUAGCAAGCGCCAUUGCCAUGGCCACAACCGACGAGUCGCUUCCCUUUUUCACUCAGUUCAUCCGGUUCAGGGCCGAAUAUAACGACCUCCCGACAUUUACGUUUUUUGUGGUGUCGAAUGCUGUCGUGAGCGCCUACUUACUUCUCUCCCUGGCUCUGUCGAUCUUCCACAUCGUAAGGAGCGGCUCGCAAAACAGCCGAGUCGUGCUCAUUUUCUUUGACGCGGGAAUGCUGGCGCUUCUUACAGCCGGGGCCUCGGCUGCAGCCGCAAUCGUGUACCUAGCGCACAAGGGCAACGCGCGGACCAACUGGUUCGCGAUCUGCCAGCAGUACAACUCGUUCUGCGAACGGACUUCGGGCUCGUUGAUCGGGUCUUUUGGUGCGAUUAUCGUGCUCGUCUUGCUUAUUCUUAUGUCGGCCGUGACUCUGGCUCGCCAGCGUUGA
Molecule: messenger RNA, 573 nt
Organism: Striga hermonthica
Lineage: Eukaryota; Viridiplantae; Streptophyta; Magnoliopsida; Lamiales; Orobanchaceae
Source: the annotation of a GenBank genome assembly